This is a messenger RNA of Clunio marinus, 237 nucleotides long. The record is from the annotation of a GenBank genome assembly. Lineage: Eukaryota; Metazoa; Arthropoda; Insecta; Diptera; Chironomidae.
AUGAAAUAUCAAUAUAAGCAACCUAAUACACAAUACAAACUUGGAGAUACCUGUGUAGAUAUGUCCGAAACAAAAGGUGCAGAAAAUCAUCUUCUUGUCGAGGAAACUCGCACGGCACAAAGCAGAACACUUUCAAUUAAAUAUUUAAAAAAUCUCGCACUGCACUUGGCUGACUUUCGAAAACGUGAACUUAUGACUCUGCUAACUGUAGCAAUAGAAACACAAAUGAAUUCUUAA